This is a messenger RNA of Puntigrus tetrazona (Sumatra barb), 1245 nucleotides long. RefSeq names its product transmembrane 4 L six family member 4 (gene tm4sf4). NCBI's taxonomy places the organism in Eukaryota, Metazoa, Chordata, Actinopteri, Cypriniformes, Cyprinidae. The record is from RefSeq and is a predicted model, not a curated record. The coding region runs from base 114 to 728 and encodes 204 amino acids. The transcript is spliced from 5 exons. Gene Ontology annotation, cellular component: membrane.
ACUCACCUGCACAAGCACAGGAACGGACGCCUAACCCGAACAAAGGACUCCGGGCCCACCCACAUCAGCGCACCCUUCUCUGGACUGUAUUUGACUUUAGAAAAGACUGAAUCAUGUGUUCUGGAAAUUUCGCCAAAUGUCUGGGGAUCACCCUCCUCCCACUGGCCAUCAUCUGCAUCCUCUGCAACAUUCUACUGUUUUUCCCUGGCGGUAAUGUAGCUGAUCAGAGUAGCGACAUCACGAACGAAGUCUUUUACUUCGGAGGAAUUUUGGGAUCCGGUGUGCUGAUGAUUUUUCCUGCCCUAGUUUUUCUGGGCUUGAAGAACAACGACUGCUGUGGCUGCUGUGGAAAUGAGAGCUGCGGGAAACGUUUUGCGAUGUUCAGCUCAAUCCUGUUCGCUGCAGUCGGGGCUGCGGGCGCAGCUUACUCCGUUAUCGUGUCUUGUGUGGCCAUUAAUCACGGGCCCAAGUGCUUCGUCAGCUAUUUCAAUGGGACUGCCCAACAAAUUAACGUCACUUACCCAUUUGAAGAAGGAAACUACCUGUCCAACAGAACGCUGUGGGAUCUGUGCGAGGGUCCGGGCGAUAUUGUCACAUGGCAUCUGACCCUGUUCUCGAUGCUGCUGAUCGCUGGUUUGGUUCAGAUCGGUCUGUGCGCCUUCCAGGUGAUCAAUGGGCUCAUCGGAACAAUCUGUGGAGACUGCUGCGGCUGCUGUGGGAGUUCCUAAACAACUCAGAAUGGACUUGGAUCAGUGAUUCUUCAGGACUAAUCAUACAUCCAUAUUUGCAAUUUUCAAUGGUGUUUCUCCUCCUGAUUUGUAUAUAUACUGCUCAGAUGGAUGCUGUUUUGUUCCGAAUUUGCUGUAUCUGCCUGACGGCUGAUGGCUUAUGAAGGCAACACACACACACACACACACACACACAUAUACACAUAUAUGAAUAUUAUAUAUAUACAUACAUACAUAUAUUAUGUAUUAUAUAGAUUUAUAUGAUAUAGGAUAUUGAGAUUAUCUUCUUCUUCUUAUAUUGAAUAUUGAAUAUUUAUUCUAAAUGUAGGAGAAUGUUAUUUUCAUACAAGUAUUUAGUCUUUUUUUCAUGAUAGAUAAAGGGAAUGUGCAAAUAUAUUGAAUAUUUGAUAAAAGCUGUCAUUUUUUUUAUUAUUUUAACUCAGGAAAUUGGUUGAAAUAUAUUGCUAUAUUAGUAAAAGGAUAUGUGACACAUAAUAAAGUCUUGAUUUAAAAAGCA